This is a messenger RNA of Xenopus tropicalis (tropical clawed frog), 503 nucleotides long. RefSeq names its product cleavage stimulation factor subunit 3-like. Bases 7 to 393 code for a protein of 128 amino acids. Gene Ontology annotation, biological process: mRNA 3'-end processing; RNA processing. Gene Ontology annotation, cellular component: nucleus. The transcript is spliced from 4 exons. NCBI's taxonomy places the organism in Eukaryota, Metazoa, Chordata, Amphibia, Anura, Pipidae. The record is from RefSeq and is a predicted model, not a curated record.
AGGACAAUGACACCAAUAAGAGUAUUACUUGAACUAGUUUUAACAUCAGGAAGUUUGCCUCCCGAAAAAUCAGGUGAGAUUUGGGCACGUUUCCUGGCCUUGGAAAGCAACAUUGGAGAUGUAGCUAGUAUACUGAAAGUGGGAAAAAGGAGACACACAGCAUUCAAGGAGGGGUAUGAAGGGAAGGAGACGGCACUCCUUGUGGAUAGAUACACAUUUAUGGACCUGUACCCCUGCUCCACAAGUGAACUGAAAGCUUUGGGAUACAAGGAUGUACCGAGAGCCAAACUGGCAGCACUAAUCCCAGACCCUGUGGUAGCUCCAUCCAUAGCCCCUUCGCUGAAAGACGAUGUUGAAAACCAGAGUAUCCCAAACCUGACACGUCCCAGAUGAUCCCUUUCCAGCCGUGACAUUUAGCUCCACCUGGACUCCAUCCUGUUCCUGGCGGAGUAUUCCCAGUCCCUCCAGCUGCAGUGAUCCUAAUGAAGCUGCUUCCUACCCCU